AAAAAAAAGUGUCUAACCUUAUUCCCCCUAUUGUAUUUUGCUACUAUAUCAGUCAUGGUCAUGUAUGAUGCCUUUUGUUAUUGAAUAGCUAACUGCUAGUAUUUCUAGUAGGCUGGUUCUUUUUAAGGAACCUUAAGGGUUAACAAUUUUGAAAAUACUUUGUAAACCAUUAGCAAAAAAAAAACUUUUUGUGCACUUUUCUGUGGUAUUAUCACCAUUACCUUAAUGUCUGCAUGUUCUAAUCAUCCUUUUUUACCCAAGUAGGCAUACCGCUGUUUAUUAAUGUCAACAUUCGAGUCUUAAUCCUUCAUGGGGUGUUUUUUUCCUGUUCAGGUGUUUGCCAUUUAUCUUUGUUAAUAUUUCUAGUGCAUGCCAGCUGGGGACAACUACUGCAGUCAUCUCUGAAAUUGGGCAGAAUAACUGCAUGAUCAUUUUAUUACUCAGUUUCUGAGCUACAUUGUUGUUUUAAAAUAUGCAUUGUGGGAGGUGUGCCACUCUGUUUUAGCAUUUUUUUUCCCUCCUCUUUAAAACAAAAAAAAAACAAAUAAAAAAGCCUGACUUUAUUUAAGACAAGGAGCCUUUGUUUUGUCUUGCAAAUGGCUUGUGGAAUUCUUCAGUUCUCAGCGGGUUAACUGGGGAACAGGAGCUGAGUUGUAAUUGGCCUAUUUAGGGUAUUUUGCAUGUGAAUGGUGUGCUAGUGAAGCAUUACUAAGUCUGUUGUGAGCGGCACAGUGAUUAGAAUUUAGAUUAGGGAAAACACUUUCUGUACUUUAUCAACUACAGUAAUUAGUUCAGUUGCUGGAAGUUAACUUUGAGUAUCGAUAAAGUUGGACUUGCUUUCCGCUCUUCAUUUGGCCAUGGCUAGUCCGAGUUGUUAAAAGUGUGGUGCCUUUAUAUAAGUGAAUGAGCAUUUAUGUACUUUUUGUUGCUCAACAAUUUAAGGUAAUUAAGAGAACCAUGUUUUCUGUGCAAAGUUUAAUCAGGAGAUAUGCAUGCUUUGGCCGAGUCACCUGGGAGGUGAGAUGGGUAUGGGUAGUCCUGGGGCACUUUCACCUACAAAGCCAGGGUCACAGUAUUAUCAGUACUCCAGCAUUAAUCCCAGAAGACGACCAUUGCACAGCGACUCCAUGGAAGUUCAGACAAAGAAAGUCCGGAAAGUUCCUCCAGGGUUACCAUCCUCAGUAUACGCCCCGUCAGCAAGCACUGCCGAUUACAACAGGGACUCACCGGGGUACCCAUCCUCCAAACCACCGACCAGCACCUUUCCCAGCUCCUUCUUCAUGCCAGAUGGCCAUCACAGUACUGAUCCAUGGAGCUCCUCCAGUGGGAUGAACCAGCCUGGCUAUAGUGGAAUGCUGGGAAACUCCUCACACGUCCCACAGACCAGCAGCUACUGUGGCCUCCAUCCACACGAGAGGCAGAGUUACCCAUCACACUCCUCAUCAGACAUCAAUUCCAGUCUUCCUCCAAUGUCCAGUUUUCACCGCAGUGGCACAAACCAUUACUCUGCCUCCUCCUGUACAGCGCCCACAAAUGGAACAGACAGCAUUUUGGCAAACAGAGCAGCAAGUGGGGCCGCAGGCAGCUCACAGACCGGUGAUGCACUGGGGAAGGCACUAGCAUCAAUCUACUCUCCCGAUCACACCAACAACAGUUUUUCAUCAAAUCCUUCAACACCUGUUGGGUCUCCCCCUUCUCUCACAGCGGCAAGCACAGCUGUUUGGUCAAGGAAUGGAGCCCAAGGACCAUCAUCUCCAAACUAUGAAGCUCCACUGCACUCUUUGCAAAGUCGCAUCGAAGACCGGUUGGAAAGGCUGGACGAUGCCAUUCAUGUGCUUCGUAGCCACGCGGUAGGUCCUUCCACGGGCAUGCCCAGCGGCCACAGUGAGAUGCACGGUUUAAUAGGACCAUCACACAAUGGGGCAAUGGGAGGACACGGAUCCGGAUAUGGCACAGGGCUCCUUUCAUCGAACAGACAUUCAUUAAUGGUGGGAGCUCAUCGUGAGGAUGGCGUGGGAUUACGUGGCACAAUUGUGCCAAACCAAGUGCCAGUCCCGCAGCUCCCAGUGCAGUCAGCAACUUCGCCUGAAUUAAACCAGACUGCAGAUCCUUACAGGGCUCUCUCAGGUGGGCUCCAGGGACACAGCGUAUCAUCGGUAAGCUCGGAGAUCAAAUCUGAAGAUGAGGGGGACGAAAACCAGGAUACCAAAUCCCUGGAUGAGAAGAAAAUUGAGGAGGACAAGAAGGAUAUCAAAUCAAUUAACAGCAAUAAUGAUGACGAGGACCUAUCCCCAGAGCAAAAGAUCGAGCGGGAGAAGGAGCGGAGAAUGGCCAAUAACGCCCGGGAGCGCCUGCGCGUGCGUGACAUCAACGAGGCCUUCAAGGAGCUGGGGCGCAUGGUGCAACUGCACCUGAAGAGCGACAAGCCGCAGACCAAGCUACUCAUCCUCCACCAGGCCGUGGCCGUCAUACUGAGUCUGGAGCAGCAAGUCAGAGAGAGGAACCUGAACCCGAAAGCAGCCUGCCUGAAAAGGCGAGAAGAAGAGAAGGGAUCAUCUGACGCGCCUCCUCUCUCCCUUGCGGGUCCACAUCACGGAUUAGGAGAUGCAUCCAACCCCAUGGGACAAAUGUCCAAGUUGCCAGAGUUCUUCAAAAUGAUGAGCGACCACUUCCUUUGACAACGUUGUUAUCUUAAUCCCACAAACCAACACUUUCCCCACCCCUUUCUUGUGUAAAAUAGAGACAAAUGCAAGUAGCUUAGAAACACAGACACAAGAGAUUUUUUCAGCAUUCCCGAUAACGUUAAAUUGCAACUUGAGGUGAACAACUCUCUAAACAUAUCAUUAGGAAUGUUCUAACAAUGUUGCAAGCUGUUGUGCACAGCCUAGAGACUGAAUGUCAAUCUUCUCCACACUGUGGAACAAUGCAUUUGUGCCUGAACUUCUUUUGGAAAAAAAAAAUAUAUAAUCAAUUUGUAAGUCUUGAAAAAAACAAUAUUUAAUUUAAAAAAUUGUAAAACUUGCAAUAAUGAAAAAGUGUACUUCGGAAAAAAAUAGAUUAAAAAAAUGUUGGUGUUCUAGUCAGCUAGUGUUUCUAUUUACUGGAGGAUAAAGGGAAUCAUUGCUGCCCCUAUAGCUACUUAAACCAGCAAAUGUCCUGAUUAUAACUUUAGUCAUAUCAUUAGCCAUUCCUUUGCAUAGGAAGAGCAGAUGGAUCUUAUGAGCAUAGGGGAGAAAGGCAGUAGUUUAUUGACUGUUGCUUAUUUACUGGGCUUAUGCUGUCACUCAGUAUGAGAUGGAAAUGAGCUAGAUUAGUAGAAUUUAGUGAUUUUCUUUUUUUCUACUUACUAAGACCUGAAGACUUGCUUUGUAGGUACUGUAUGGCUCAGACUUGCAAUGCUGUUGACUAGCUCUGCAUAUGUUUUCCAUGGGGAAAACCCUGUACCCAGUGCCAUGGCUAUGGACAAAUUAAAGCCACGUGAAGAGAGGCACAUUUAGCUUUUUUAGUCUUACCCAGGUCACUCCUACAACCCAUCCCGACCCCACUCCCCAGAGAUGCAAUGUUAACAUGCUACAGUUUUACCAAUGUGCCUUUUAGAGUUCAUAUCAUUAAAGGGAACAGGAGGAUGCUAUCUGAACUUUUUAGGAUGCAAGCUUAGGGAACUUGUUGGUCAUUAGGUCUAUGCAGUCAGGUUUUUUCUAACCUGUUAAAAAACAAAAAAAACAAGAAAAAAAAUAUUUUUUGGAUAAACUGUAUUUAAUGUAUUGUAUGCUUAUAUAUGUAAUUAGGAGACGUGUUCCUGAACGACCAUGUUUGUGUAAAUUAUCCCAAGUUGCGGCCCAUUUUCGUACUUCGUGAAAAAACAAGUGUUGUAUAGGUCUUAAGUAACCUUAAGUAAUGGCUUUCUAUGAGCCACAGUAGUCCUUCAGUACAGUAUGUGGUUGUAUGUGUAGAUUUGAUUUUUAGUCUGUUCUGGUUUCACUGUCAAGGCAACAGCAAAUUCUGCAGCAGAAAUGACAGCGGUGUUAAUGCCGUUUUAACUCAUCGACUCAAAAUAGACACUGCAACUGGAAGAAAUAUACAGAGGUUAUGCUGAAUCUAAAAGAGAAAUUUAGAAAGAUCAUUGAUUUCUAUAAUCAUAUGGAGCAAAAUGGAAAAGGCACCUCAGUAUAACUUCUAAAGUCACGGGUUGUUUGGCUGUUUAAGUGCCAUGGAAGGUGAUGUGGCUGCUCAUGGCACCAUAUAGACUAAACACCAUUCGGGAAAGGCAAAAGAGUUCCAUCUGCUCUACUUAUUGCCAAUUAGCUGUUAAUGAAACACAGAUAUUUGUAAAUUUUAUGCAACAAAUGCAAACAUCAUUAUUUUGAAAUUGUGUAUGUAAAAGUUAUAUUUUUACAUGUAGACUAUUGUUAUGUGUUUAGAAUAUGUUGUAUCCGUUUUUAAGAAAAACAAUGAAUUCAGUGUGUGUUGAAAAUGUGUCACAUUGAAAAUGUAGUGGAUUCAAGCUUCAAAAAAAUAUCUUUCAAUUUUAUGUUUAUAUUGGGAACAUUUUUGGGUGAAAAAACAGAACAAAAUAAGGUAUUUAAGAUUAUGUGUCAUGCUCCAUACUCAUCUACAUUGCAGUUAAAAGUGUAUUUGGAAACAAAUUGUGUAUAUAGUCAUAUAAAAACAGGGUUUAAGUGUCUUCGGUAAAGAGAAAAAUUGUUUGACUUAAGACCUGGAGGUGGAUCAAUUGAAUGAUAUAAUUGCUGUGCUUCUAUCGGUCACUUGAGCCAAGUGCCAAAAUGAAUAAUGAAGUGCAUUAAUUACAGUUAUGCACAUAGGGCACGUAUCUGUCCUGCACAAAUGUAUUUCCCUCUGUCCAAUUAACUGAGAGCAUCAAUUACAGAUUACACUGGUUGAACUCUGCUUUUGUUGAAGUGGAUCUAAAAGGAAGGGGUAUAUGAAUGCAAUCAUAUGAGUGCAUUCAAUAAAAAAGGACGAGGCAUCAAGCUCAAUAACCAAUAUUUACAGCCAUUAAUAGUCUCUAAAAGUUGAAAGGGAAGUUUGAAAACAUCAAUUUUUCAUUAGAUACUCAUAUACAGGUGCACUCCAGUUAUAACGGAUCCUGUUAGAACGUGCGACACAUGGUUAACAACGUAUUGAGGAGGCACGUCCCUGCCAAACAACAUGGGUUUUAAUGAGGAAUUACUCUGGUUAAAACGGACUUGUUUAUAAUGUAUAUACUGUUUAAUACAUACAGUUUUCCUGUUUCAUAGACAUGUCUUUUGCGUUAAAUACGUACAGUUUUCCUGUUCCAGAGGUAGAUAUUUUGCACAAAUAAGGUACAUCCGGGACAGUAAAUGACAGUCACGGCGGCAUUUGUGACGUCAGGCAGGAAAAACAGUUGCUGUUUACUUUUACUUUUAUGUUUUUUUUUGGCACAGCCGUUGUACAGUUUAAACGUAUAACUGAUACAAUUUUUAUUACAUUUCGUGAAAAUAUAAAUAGUAAAAUAUUACUACUUGUAUUGUACAGCCCACAGGGGUGUGUUUUGUACAAAUAAUAAACUCCUGUUCUUUGGCAGUUAAGCUUUCUUGUAUUAUUUAUAUUUAAGGUACUUCUGUUCACAGUUACAUACAGCAUUUCAAAUUGUGUUUACUACGUACUUCAUUUAUAAAGUACUGAUUUCAGUUGUCCCUUGGAGUCUGUUAUAAGUGGAGUGCACCUGUAAUUGUGUGUAAAAAAUGUUUUAAAGCAUGUAAGCACCAGAUCAAGGGCUAAUUCCAAUACUGUAUAUGUGUGUGUGUUUGGCCCAGUAAUAAAUUGUGACAGUUUUACCGGCUAUGUGGCCACAGUCAGCAGGCAGAAGUUUAUUCAAAUGUUACAGGCUUAUCGAAUGUCCCAUCAAGUCUUUGGUAUUGUGAGAAAUAUAUGUGAAGAGCAGACAAGGCUGUUUCCAUUCCCCUGAAAUUGUGAUACUUUGACAAGCCCAAACUUGUUAUAACACUUAUUGCUACUGUCUUAAUGUUGCACUUCCUGAAGACUAAAGAGACAAGUGCUUUUCGUUACCGACUUCUUAACCCAUGGGUCGUCAUAGCAAUGGAGCACACUUAAUUUGUUUUCAUAGUUGGCAGCACUUUCGUGUCAAGUUAAUUUCCUUAAAUCCAAAACGAUUAUAAGCCACAAGGCUUAGAAAAAUGUUCAUAAUACACAGAAAGUUUCCAUUUUGUUAUAUUGUUGUGUUUUUGUUGUUUUUUGGUUAUUGUUUUGUUUUUGUUUUUUUUUUAUUGAAAACAUGAUGGUAUUCUAGCAUCUUGCCUCUCAAAUGCUUCUUCUACAGUAUGCAUUGUGACAACAGUAAUUCAAGGAUUCAUAGAUGUAUGGUGUCAGCAGCCAACUAAUUUGCACGUUAUGCAUUAAAUGUUUAGAGCAUUUAAUGUUUGCUUUAGCAUAUAUUACAGGAGUGUUACACUACAGUCACUUUGCUAAUGAAUUUUCUCCUGCUGGUGCGUGCACCCAACUGAUUACAAAAGUUCAGUCCCUUCAUUUGUUUAAUUAUACAAUAGAAAAAGGUCAGGCUAGUUAAUGCUAGAAGGUUUAUUUGAAGAAAUACAUUUUUGGAAUGUAUGGCUGGAGCUGACCUAAAAAAGUUUCAUGUGUAAGUGAUUACUGCGUAAAACAAAAGGUUACAUGGCUAAUAGGUAGGGGUUGCUUCAGUUGACUUACAAUUCAAAUGUACUGCUUGAAAGAAAUUAGCUGCCAAUAAAGACUUUCAGUCAAAAGUUAAUGCAACCAUGUUGGUUAUGUGAUAAAAUAUAUAUAUUUUUCUGAAUUGAUCCACCUCCAUUCUUUUUAGAACAUGCUAACAUAUAAAUUAGAAACUGUUCAUUUAAGUUUGGGGAGGGGGAAGGGGGUUCCAUUUGUCUUCAACGUAGCUACAAUGAACACUAACGCCUAUAAACUGUCAAUCAAGUCAAGGAUGCAAUUUGUACUGAUCCAGUCUUCCGAUGUUUUGGUUUUUUUUUGAGGGAGAGACGGGAACCCUUUUUUUGUGUCAAGAGGCUAAAUUUACAAAACUGAAUAAUGAAUAGUUAUCAUCAGAAAAUAAUCAUGAACAAGCACAAAAUUGCUGACUGGAAAAAAAUAAAGUAAUAUAUAUAUAUAUAUAUAUAUAUAUAUAUAUAUAUAUAUAUAUAUAUAUAUAUAUAUAUAUAAAAAUAAAUAAAUCAAUUAUAACAAAUCAAACAUGAGGCACAGAGGCUUCUAGGCCUGACAUCUUUUUUUUUUCUUUUGGGUAGACAUUUCUUUCUCAUGGAUUUUAAUUCAUCUUUGUGCAGUGCUGGUUUGACCAUGUUCAUUUCAAAGUAUUAUAGACAUAUGUAAUGGUUAAAAUAUAUGAACUGUGGCCUUUUUCAUUCUUCUUGUUACUUGUGAUGCAAUUAAGUGAAGAAAAAAAGCAGAGAUAUACCAUGUAUCAGUGCCUGGCUUUUUGUUAUAAAGCUUCUUUUGUCUAGUGCUCUUUUGCUAUGAAAUAGACUAGUGCACCCUAUUACAAAAAAAUACAUUAAAAAUCUAAAUUUAAAAUUAACUAUAUUUGGCUUAUUUUUCGCAGGGGCAAUCCUUUUAUACCAUGAAUAUUGAAAAAAAAAGACAAUGUCAGAUUCUGAAUAUUUCUCUUUGUAGAUUUUUGGAAUCAUUCUGAGUAAAAGUUUGUUACUUUAUUUUACUAUUUAAAGAUGUUAUUUUACCAUGUGUUACUGAGACGAAACUGUAUGGUUUUUCGUGGUUGGUCGCAUACUGCCAUUUGCGGCUGUGCACAUACCUGCAGCAGUGAAAAAUAAAAAACAGUUACACUUUGUUUCCAAUGUGUGGCUGAGUGCCUCGACUUUUUUUUUCCAUGUUUUUGGUGUAUUUUUUUUUUGUUGUUUUUUUUUUUUUUUUUUGAUUAGUAGAAGUGUCCAAAACAGGUUGUGUGCUGGAGUUACUCUUUAAGCCAACUCAUUGUAGGCCAUUACCUGUUAUUUUACAUCUGUAGUUAUUCAAUGAAGUCAUGUACAUGACCGUUCUGUAGCAAUAAAUGUGCCAUUUUUAUAACCUA
Molecule: messenger RNA, 8080 nt
Organism: Acipenser ruthenus (sterlet)
Lineage: Eukaryota; Metazoa; Chordata; Actinopteri; Acipenseriformes; Acipenseridae
Product: transcription factor 4-like
Exons: 15
Coding region: 993-2678 (561 amino acids)
Biological process (GO): regulation of transcription by RNA polymerase II
Cellular component (GO): transcription regulator complex
Molecular function (GO): RNA polymerase II cis-regulatory region sequence-specific DNA binding; DNA-binding transcription factor activity, RNA polymerase II-specific; protein dimerization activity
Source: RefSeq, a predicted model, not a curated record